Molecule: messenger RNA, 1337 nt
Organism: Lacerta agilis (Sand lizard)
Lineage: Eukaryota; Metazoa; Chordata; Lepidosauria; Squamata; Lacertidae
Gene: COMMD3
Product: COMM domain containing 3
Exons: 8
Coding region: 95-673 (192 amino acids)
Biological process (GO): sodium ion transport
Source: RefSeq, a predicted model, not a curated record
CCACCGCAGCAGCUCUAGCUCUCCUCUCGCCGCGGGAUCAGCUGAGCGCAGGGAUCACGUGGGCGGCGUGUCGAAGGUCACCGCGCGGCUCACAAUGGAGCUGUCGGAGUCUGUGCAGGGCGGGCUGCAGCUCCUGGCCGAGCGCGGCUGCUUCUCCCCCAGAGCCUACGAGGCUCUGCUGCAGGCGGCCUUCGGCGCCUUGCUCGGCGGCCAGGCCGCGCUAGAUCAUCCAGACUUGGAACAUAUUGAUCCAGCAGUAUUAAAAUAUUGUCAUGCAGCUGCUGCAACUUGUAUAGUAGAAGCUGGAAAGCAAAAAGCUGACAAAUCUGCCAUAAGUACUUAUUUAGAAGACUGUAAGUUUGACAAAGAAAGAAUUGAACAAUUUUGCACCGAAUACCAGAAAAAUAAAGAUACCUUGGAAAUCCUAUUGGGAAGUAUAGGCAGAUGUCCACUGCAUAUAACUGAUGUCUGUUGGCGUUUGGAAUAUCAGAUCAAGACUAAUCAACUUCAUAAAAAUUAUCGCCCUGCUUAUCUGAUGACCUUAAAUGUUGAGAACAAUGACUCAAGAUCUCAACCGGACAUUAAUUUUAGUUGUUCAAUGGAGCAAUUACAGGAUUUAGUUGGGAAACUAAAAGAUGCAGCUAAAAGCCUAGAGAGAACAACUCAGCUGUAACUGCAGACCUUGGCAGUCUAAUGGAUCCAAGAAGAAAAAGAAAUUGUUUCCUAACAGUUUCAUCUUUGAACAGUAAUAUGAUUACUCCUUGUUCUUACUUCAUUUGAUGGGAUUUUGAUAAAGCAUUGGCUGUACUGAAAUGGAAUGCCUACUUUCUAGCCAAUGUUUCAUGUUUUGUAUGUAUGUACAGUCAAGACUAUAGCAUUUUUAGUAUCAUGUCUAAUGGGGAAAUGUUUAUUUGUUAGGUAACCAGAUAAUUGUCUUCUUCUUUUUUUCUGUCCCCUUGUUAAAUAUCUGUUCACUGCUCAGUCUUGUCCUGUCUUUAAAAACAAGGCUUUAUUUCCCAUUUCUAACCUCUAAUAAAAACAGAGCAAAAGCAAUAGUUGAUCUAUUUUGUGUGCCACAUCUAUCAAUAAUAAUGUGUGUUGAUUGGGGGACUGGAGGAAUGGUUGGAUUCUCCUGAGGGUCCCCACUAUGGAGUCAACAUUCGAAGAGUAACCUUCUCACCAUCAAAGAUCACUUUGAAGGGCUGUGAAGCUCUGAACCUAAGGAGGCCUUCAUUGUGUUGCAAUUAAGUAGUCAGUCGUCUUGAGUCUCAUUUUGGUGAAGUCAUGUUGCAGCUUUUUGAAAAAUAAAUAAAUAAGUUGGUGAUUCACACGCGAAA